Messenger RNA from Neurospora hispaniola, 2448 nucleotides. Its product is annotated as D-xylulose 5-phosphate/D-fructose 6-phosphate phosphoketolase. The transcript is spliced from 2 exons. The coding region runs from base 1 to 2448 and encodes 815 amino acids. Gene Ontology annotation, molecular function: aldehyde-lyase activity. Gene Ontology annotation, biological process: carbohydrate metabolic process. NCBI's taxonomy places the organism in Eukaryota, Fungi, Ascomycota, Sordariomycetes, Sordariales, Sordariaceae. The record is from RefSeq and is a predicted model, not a curated record.
AUGGGCGGCGCACAGAUCACAAUUCCCAACCCCCCUCCUCUACCAUCCCACCUCCCGGACAAUGUUCUCAACCUGGCAGUCCAAAUUGAGCGCCAGAACCUCCCAGACAAUGUCCGCGAGUCGCUGCGCGCAUUCCAGCGUGCAGGAUGCUACAUUGCCGCCUCCAUGAUCUUCCUGCGCGACAACGUCCUCCUCCAAGACAAACUCCAAGUUUCGCACAUCAAGCCCCGACUCCUCGGUCAUUGGGGAACAUGCCCCGGCCUCAUCCUGGUCUGGUCGCAUCUCAACGUUUUGAUCCGCAACCAUGACCUUGACAUGAUUUACCUUAUCGGCCCCGGCCACGGCGCCCCUGCCGCCCUCGCCUCUCUAUGGCUCGAAGGCUCCCUUGAGCGCUUCUACCCUGGCGAAUACGACCGCAACGCUACUGGCUUGCGCAACCUCAUCACCCGUUUCUCCGUCCCCGGCGGUUUCCCUAGCCACAUCAACGCUGAGACCCCAGGUGCGAUCCAUGAGGGUGGUGAGCUCGGAUAUGCCCUUUCUGUCUCGUUCGGCGCCGUCAUGGAUAACCCCGAUUUGAUCGUCACUUGUGUGGUAGGCGAUGGUGAGGCGGAGACUGGCCCGACAGCAACAGCCUGGCAUGCUAUCAAGUACAUCGACCCCAAGGAGUCAGGUGCCGUCAUCCCCAUUCUGCAUGUCAACGGCUUCAAGAUCAGCGAGCGCACCAUUUUUGGGUGCAUGGACGACAAGGAGAUCGCCUGCUUGUUUAGUGGCUACGGAUACCAGGUGCGCAUUGUGGAAGACCUGGAGAACAUUGAUGACGACUUGCAAAGCUCCCUGGAAUGGGCUCUAGCCGAGAUCAAGAAGAUCCAGAAGGCUGCGCGAGAGGACAACAAGCCCAUUAUAAAGCCGAGAUGGCCAAUGAUUGUCCUCAGAACGCCCAAGGGAUGGACGGGUCCUAAAGAGGUGGAGGGCCAAAUCAUCGAAGGAUCCUUCCACUCCCAUCAAGUCCCCCUUCCCAAGGCUGGUAGUGAUGAGAAGCAACUCCAGGCUCUAGACGAGUGGCUUUCCAGCUACAGGAUCAGCGAGCUCCUUGAUGAUGAGGGCAAGCCUACUGAGGCCAUCACUCGUGUCUUGCCCAAGCCAGAGAAGCGGCUCGGUCAACUCAAGAUCACAUAUGACCCAUACAUUCCUCUGAAACUGAUUGACUGGAAGCAGUUUGGCGUUGAAAAGGGCAUCGACGAAAGCUGCAUGAAGAGUGCCGGCAAGUUCCUCGACAAGUUGUUCCAAGAGAACCCCAAAACCCUCCGGCUAUUCUCCCCUGACGAGCUCGAGUCGAACAAGCUCAACGCCAUCCUUGAUCACACACAGCGCGACUUUCAGUGGGACGAGUUCUCAAGGGCACAUGGCGGCCGCGUCAUCGAGGUUCUCUCCGAGCACAAUUGCCAGGGCUUCAUGCAAGGAUACACUCUCACAGGCCGCACCGCCCUCUUCCCCUCCUAUGAGUCCUUCCUGGGUAUCGUCCACACCAUGAUGGUGCAAUACUCCAAGUUCGUCAAGAUCGCGCGUGAAGUACCCUGGCGUGGCGACCUGGCCUCCAUUAACUACAUCGAGACUUCAACCUGGGCGCGUCAAGAACACAACGGUUUCUCGCACCAGAACCCCUCCUUUAUCGGCGCCGUCCUCAACCUGAAGGCCGAGGCCGCUCGCGUUUACCUCCCGCCCGACGCCAACUGCUUCCUCAGCACCGUACAUCACGUCAUGGACAGCAAGAACAAGACCAACCUCAUCAUCGGCUCCAAGCAGCCCACGGCCGUCUACCUCUCUCCCGCCGAAGCAGCCGAGCACUGUCGCCAGGGUGCCUCUAUCUGGCAUUUCGCCUCUUCACCCGACCCCAACUCAUCCGCAGGAAAGUCGGUACAAGAACCAGAUGUAGUCCUGGUCGGCAUCGGCGUCGAAGUCACCUUUGAAGUGAUCAAAGCCGCUGAACUCUUGCGCUCUAUUGCGCCCACCCUCAAGAUCCGCGUCGUCAAUGUGACGGAUCUGAUGAUUCUCAUCGAAGAGUCCAAGCACCCGCAUGCCCUGGCCAAGUCCAAGUUCAUCGAAAUGUUCACCGCCGACAGACCGGUGUUGUUCAACUACCAUGGUUACCCGACGGAACUGCAGGGUCUCUUGUUUGGGAGGGAAAAGGCGGAGCGCAUGGACGUCGAAGGUUACCAAGAAGAGGGAAGCACGACCACACCGUUUGAUAUGAUGUUGAGGAAUCGGGUCAGUCGGUUUGAUGUGGCGAGUUGGGCGCUGAAGAGGGGCGCGGAGAGGAAUGCGGAGGUGAAGAAGGAUUUGGAAGGGCUGUUGGGUGACGUGGAUAGGAGGGUGAAGGAGGUUCGGGAGUUUAUUGGGAAUGAAGGGAAGGAUCCCGAUGAUAUCUACCAACUGCCCAAGUUCGAGUAG